Molecule: messenger RNA, 3199 nt
Organism: Sphaerodactylus townsendi
Lineage: Eukaryota; Metazoa; Chordata; Lepidosauria; Squamata; Sphaerodactylidae
Gene: EMX2
Product: empty spiracles homeobox 2
Exons: 3
Coding region: 1161-1910 (249 amino acids)
Biological process (GO): brain development; regulation of DNA-templated transcription; neuron differentiation
Molecular function (GO): DNA binding; DNA-binding transcription factor activity, RNA polymerase II-specific
Source: RefSeq, a predicted model, not a curated record
CAAGAACCUUGGCUGCGCGCGUAUGGCAGCGCCGUUGCGUGGAGGGAGCCCCCCCCCCAUUCAUGCUAGCCAAAACAGCGCAAAAAGGCACUGAACCCCCUCCCCCCCGCCGCCAAGCUCUGCUGAGGACCGGCUUUGGGACGAGGGGGUCUGUUUGGCCCAAUCCCGGUCUGUGGAGGCUCUUUGGCCAGGGCCAGCAGCGGUCCCCCGUUGACUGAGACUCGCUUUGGGGGAUGCCAGACGCCAGGACGGCGGGCUCGAGAGAGGCGCCUGGAGGGGGCGAGGGAGCUCCUACCUUCCCCGGCAAGGGGAAAUCGAUCACGACGACUCACUCGGGGAGCCAGAUUUCCUCUACAGCCCAUGCGAUCCAAUCCUCCCCCCCCUGCGCUCCACCAGCCCCAGCAUGAGUCUCCCCCUCGCAGCUCCUCCCCCACCCGUCAGAUCCCUUCCCCCGCUCCUACCUGACUCCCGGCGGGACUCGACGCGGCGCCUCUCGGGACCUCCGCCUGCUGCCGCGUCUCCUCGCGUCUGUCUCCCCCCGGCCGCCCGUCUGGCUGGCUGGCAGCGGCAGAGAGUCCGUUCCAGUCCGGACCUGGAUCCGUCCCUCCAGGAUCGCGCCGGCCAGAAGUUCGCCUCUCCCCUCUGACGCACUUUAAAGAGUCUCCCCCUUCAACCUCCGGGCGAGUAAUAGCGGCCAAUCAUCAAGCCAUUUACCAGGCUUCAGAGGAAGCUGUUUAUGUGAUCCUGGCGCUAAUUAGGCUCAUGAACUAACAAAUCGUUUGCGCCACUUCGGGCGAGGGGACCCGCUCGCCUCCAUGGAGGGCCGCCGCUGGACUUAGCCGCAGAGGAGGACAGACCCAGCAGCCCCGAGGAGAGGAGCGCGGACCGGAGCCGAGCGGAGUAGCCGGGGGUGGGGGGGCCCGGCCGGUCACAACUUCUCGCCCAAACUUUGCUGGCGGCGGAUGCAGUGAGCGAGCGGAGGAGCGCGCCUCCCUCUCGGGCGCGGGGCCCUUUAUGUGGCCGGCCAGCUCGCCUGCUCGCCCACCGGCCAGCCUCUGCCCCCCCGUGGAUCUAGGCGCCCCCGCCGUCUCGCCGGGACCCCCCGGAGCAGCAGCAGCAGCCGCCGCGCCCGGGCCAGGGGGCCGCCGCCGACCGCCGGGAUGUUCCAGCCCACCCCCAAGCGCUGCUUCACGAUCGAGUCGCUGGUGGCCAAAGACAGCCCGGCCUUGCCCGCCUCCCGCGCCGAGGAGCCCAUCCGGCCGGCGGCGCUCAGCUACGCCAACUCCAGCCCCAUGAACCCCUUCCUCAACGGCUUCCAUGCCGGCGGCCGCGGCGUCUACGCCAACCCGGACUUGGUCUUCGCCGAGGCCGUCUCGCACCCGCCCAACCCGGCCGCCGUGCCCGUCCACCCCGUGCCCCCACCCCACGCCCUGGCCGCCCACCCGCUGCCCUCCUCGCACUCCCCGCACCCGCUCUUCGCUUCGCAGCAGAGGGACCCCUCCACCUUCUACCCCUGGCUCAUCCACAGAUACAGAUACCUGGGCCAUCGCUUCCAAGGCAACGAAGCCAGUCCGGAGAGCUUCCUUUUGCACAAUGCGCUCGCCAGGAAACCGAAGCGGAUCCGCACCGCCUUCUCGCCGUCUCAGCUGCUGCGACUGGAGCACGCUUUUGAGAAGAAUCACUACGUCGUCGGGGCAGAGAGAAAGCAGCUGGCGCACAGCCUCAGCCUCACAGAAACUCAGGUAAAAGUUUGGUUUCAGAACCGACGGACAAAGUUCAAGCGGCAGAAGUUGGAAGAAGAAGGUUCGGACUCCCAACAGAAGAAAAAGGGGACUCAUCACAUUAACCGGUGGAGACUCGCCACCAAACAAGCCAGCCCGGAGGAGAUCGACGUCACGUCAGACGAUUAGGGCCCCCCAGCCUUGGCCACAGAUGCAGCGGCAGCAGCAACCCCCUCUCCCCUCACCGGCUGGCACUUACAGACUUUCCCCGGGAGCGAGAGAGCGAGCGAGAGAGCGACGCACGUGUUCCCACCCGGGCUCCUGACAACCCCUGGAAAGUGAGUGGCGUGGCAGGGCGAGGGACAGAGCCGGCAGAGCGCCUUUAGAGAGGGCGGGCGCUAGCCCGCCGGCCAGCCAGUCAGCCAGUCUCAAAUCAGCCCCAACCGUGGCCUUGCUGGUCCAGUACAAAAAGUGGGGGAGGGGGAUCCUGUCCAUCAACGCCAAACCACCGAGACGAGAUGAUUGACAGGCUCAAAAAAAUCGAAUUGCUCCAUUUUUUUCUUUUUUUAAAGACGCACGCAGGCCGCCCCACAUCACACAGACUACCUUAACGGGACAUCUUGCAUUUCGUAAAGGGAUUUAUUCUGAUUAAGAAUUUCUCUCGGUGGUUAGGAGAGAAGGUUCCACACCCAGCCAAAAUCUACACACUUGUUCCAGAAACUUGAAUUGCAUGCUUUUGAAGAGAACUUGCGGGAGGGUGAAGAAGGGAGAAGGGUUUUUUGGUUUUGUUUUGGUUUUGUUUUUUAACCCGGUUGCUCAAGACAGGCAGGCAUAAGUCGUAUUUUUGUUCGGGUUUCUUCCCCAAGACAGGUUCGGUGUGCUUUUUAAAUUUAUUUUACGAGAAACUGUGCAGUCUGUAAACCUUUUUAUGAUAACUUCUGGCGUCAACGUGGUUGUGAACACUCAAUGAAGUAGCAGUAACAAAUUUUUCUCUAUAUAUUUUUGCUUCCCCAAUGGAAAACCUUUGAAGAAAAAGGAUUGGGUUAGGGUGGGGGAGGGAACCCUUAUCACUGUUGCUGCAACAUUGGUGGUGGUGGUAGGGGAGGCAUUUAAAGCAACUAGUCCUCAUGCUGCCAUUUUUGGUUCUUGCGUUUCCCCUCCCCCUUGCUUCCUUCGGCGGGGCUCUUCCCAGUCAGGGUUUCAGAAGGAUCGGGGAUCUUGACGAUCUCUUUUCUAGCAAGGACCACAACCCAGGCCCGUUUUCAUGGGGGACAAAUUUCAAGCACUGAUUGUGAUGGUUCAGAUUAUAGAGCUACUAAAAAAAAUGACAAGGGUUUCCUUAAUGUCUUCUUCACCAGAAUGUAAAUAUUUUUGUGUUUUGUGUUCUUAAUUUGUUAGAAUUCUAACACACUAUAUACUUCCAAGAAGUAUCUCAAUGUCAAUAUUUUGUCAAUAAAGAUUUAUCAUUAUGGCCUAAA